Messenger RNA from Hermetia illucens (black soldier fly), 825 nucleotides. Its product is annotated as heat shock protein 27-like. Gene Ontology annotation, molecular function: protein folding chaperone. The transcript has a single exon. The record is from RefSeq and is a predicted model, not a curated record. Lineage: Eukaryota; Metazoa; Arthropoda; Insecta; Diptera; Stratiomyidae. The coding region runs from base 130 to 714 and encodes 194 amino acids. Gene Ontology annotation, biological process: response to heat; protein refolding.
GACGAGCAAGAGUCAGGUAUCAGUCGAAAAUUGAACAUUUAAGAGAGCGAAUAGUUCUGUGAAUUGCGAUAAAGUGAGACUUGUGUUAUUUAGUUUCUUUGUAAAUUUCAAGUGAAAGAAGCCGUGAAGAUGUCAAUCAUUUCAAAUCUUAUCGAUUUGGCUGCAGAACUUGCCAAUCCAACUUAUUGGGACAACGACGACGACGAUUUCAUAUUGGGAACUCGCCCCCGGAAUAUUUGUCGUCUCGAACGACUUCCGUUACAGCGGCUCGGAUUGUCACAAUACCGGAAACGUCCAUAUUCGUUGCGAAAGUCCAAUAAAGUCCACGACACUUUCAAGGAUGGAUUCCAAGUAUCAGUGGACGUUCAGCAAUUCAAGCCAAGUGAGAUCACAGUGAAGACUGUAGACAAUAUGGUAGUAAUUGAAGGCAAGCACGAGGAGCGGGAGGACGAUCACGGAAUCAUCUCGAGGCAUUUCGUAAGACGGUGUCCGUUGCCAGAAGGAUACGACCCAAAUGAUGUUACGUCGUCUCUGUCGUCAGAUGGAAUUCUGACCGUAAAAGCACCGAAGCCACCCAAAAAGGAUGCACAGGCCAAAGAGCGCAUUAUCCAGAUAGAACACACAGGACCCUCCGAUAAAUCCGAGGAAGACGGCGUUGCUGACAAAAGUAAGAAAAAGCGAAAACAGGCAAAUGGAGUGGCAGAGAUAAAUUAGUGAACUCAUGAGUUUAAGUUUAGAUUGGUUACGCGUAUAAGUCUGAUAAAUUAUUUUUAUAUAACAUAAGAUUGAUUAGCUCCUAAGAAUAAACUUCGACUGUAAAACAAA